Astyanax mexicanus (Mexican tetra) is the source of this 1996-nucleotide messenger RNA. It is a transcript of the gene ccn1l1, whose product is annotated as cellular communication network factor 1, like 1. The record is from RefSeq and is a predicted model, not a curated record. Gene Ontology annotation, biological process: signal transduction. Gene Ontology annotation, molecular function: protein binding. Lineage: Eukaryota; Metazoa; Chordata; Actinopteri; Characiformes; Acestrorhamphidae. The transcript has 5 exons. Gene Ontology annotation, cellular component: extracellular region. Bases 321 to 1475 code for a protein of 384 amino acids.
AUCUCUUCAUUAAGGGCAACUUCACACUUCACACUGCUGCUGGCCUUUCACACACUCGCCUAUACACACACACACACACACACACACACACACACCAAGAGACAAGCUCCGGACUGCAUUUCAACACAAUAAACCAAAGCAGACAGGCUUUCAGGACCGAAAAGAAGAAGAAGAAGAACACAAAUUUUCUCACUUUUCUUCAGAGUAAUACUUUUAUCCUUCAUUUCCAGCACUCAGCACGUCUCAUCCUCGUCAGCUUUAAGCUCUGACAGCUCGACUCCACCACUCCACUUCUCCGCCCUCACCUCCUCCUGGCUGAAAUGUCUACUUUCAGACAGAUUUUACAGCGAGCAGAUCUUCAGCUUCUCAUGCUGCUGCUGCUUCUGUCCUGGUCUGCUUUAAAGGUCCAGGCUGAAUGUCCGUUGAAAUGCUCCUGCCCUCCCUCUCCCCCCUCCUGCCCGCCGGGCAUCAGCUCAGUGCUGGAUUCCUGCGGCUGCUGCCGGCUGUGUGCCAGACAGUUCAACCAGGACUGCAGCCCCACAGAGCCCUGCGACCACAUCAAGGGGCUGCGCUGCCACCUAGGGGCUGGAGGAGACCCCCAGAGAGGCCUGUGUCGAGCAGAGGCUCAAGGCCGGCCCUGUGAGCUGGAUGGUCGAGUUUAUCAGCACGGGGAAGACUUCCAGCCCAGCUGUGAGCACCGCUGCAGCUGCAUGGACGGCGUAGUCGGCUGCAUCCCCCUCUGCCCGCACCACGUUCCUCUGCCCGACUGGCGCUGCACCCGGCCCAGACUGAGCACUCUGCCCGGACGCUGCUGUCAGGAGUGGGUCUGUGAUGAUGAUAACCGCAUCGAUGAGGAGGACCUGUCAGUGGAUCCCACACCUUAUGAUCAAACUGACCUCACGGGAAAUGAGCUGCUGGAAAUGGCACCAGCACCUUGGGACAGCAGCGCAGGAGCUCCAUAUCAAGAGUGGACCUCCACCUCCCAGUCCCAUGCUCUGGUUCCAGGCACCUGCUUCCUGCAGACCACUGAUUGGUCCCCCUGCUCGUCCACCUGUGGGAUGGGCGUGUCCAGCAGAGUUACCAAUAGCAACGCAGAGUGUCGGCUUGUCAAGGAGACGCGUCUGUGUCGGAUACGCGAGUGCAGCGAAAGUCUAGUGCAAGCACCCAAGAAAGGAAAGAAGUGUCAGCGGACGACGAGGCCACACAGACCCGUCCCCAUCACAUUUGCCGGCUGCUCCACAGUACGCCGCUAUCGCCCGCGUUCCUGCGGAUCCUGCGUAGACGGCCGCUGCUGCACACCCUCGCAGACUCACACAGUCCAGCUGCGCUUCUUCUGCCCGCAGGGAGACACCUUCAUCCGCAACUUCAUGUGGAUCCAGCAGUGCAGCUGUACCCGGAACUGCAGCAACCGGGGGCACACCUGGAACCCAGAAUCCCACAGCAUUCCCAACGACAUACACAUAUUCACACACUGACCAGUGUGAACACACACAAACACCUUUACAGCUGGACGUACUUUUACCAAGCAAAAUUCACUCAUUCAAUUAAAUAUACUGAAUUUAUGGACUGAGAACAGUACUCCCCUUUAAAAUGAGCUCAGAAUAUAAUCCAUGUAUUAAAUGCAGAGUACAGCAGGAUGUGGUAAAAGAUGUGUAAUCUUCCUGUAGUAUAUCCGUUUCUUGUAUUUAAUAAGCAAUAAGAUACAAUAUGAGAAAUUGUAUUGAAUAAACGUAAAAUAACUUAUUUAUACUGUACAUGUAUAAUUGCAAAAAAAGCAUCCUUUCAGAAACUGAAUGUAAAAACUGUAAAUACUGUAUGCCUUGUACAGAUUUGUAUUGUAUUAUUAUUGUGUGUUUGUACAGACUUCACUGUGCAGAGGUGGAGUGUCACCUUUUAAAAACACCUCUAUUGUUUGAGGUAAAUAUAUAAUCAAUGGUAAUAUUUUGUAUACAUAUUUAUAAAGAUUAAUUUUGAUAAAUAAACUUGUUACAUAUUU